AUGCCAAUACUACCCCUCCAAAGUGGCCCCCGCUUCGCCCCCUCCUCCCCCCCCACAGACCUCACCCUCACGCCCCUCGUCCCAGACCAGAUCUACCUAAUCCGCAACUUCCUCCCGGGAACACUCUGCAAGAACUACGUGUCAUUCCUCGCGUCCCUCCCGCUCACCACUACCCCGGGCAAGCCCAAGAAAGACGAGGCCGUGCGCGUCAAUGACCGGUUCCAGAUUGAGGAUGCGAGGUUUGCGGAGAUGUUGUGGGGGGAGACGGCGUUGAGGGAGCUUGUGGUGGAGAGGUUUGAUGAGGAUGAUUAUGACGACUCUGAUGAAGAGGACGACAGGGCUCUGGAACGGGCGCACAAAGCACACAACCUUUGGGGCGGGACGCCGCUGGGGUUGAACUCGAAUAUUAGGGUGUAUCGCUAUUCGCCGGGUCAAUUUUUUGCGCAGCAUUGUAAGUCACUUGAAGGAAGAAGCAACACAGCACAACACCUAUACCUAAAAAAUAUGCCAACGAUCUAUCCGCCUUUAUAUGCCCACACUUAUAUGCCCACACUUAUAUGCCCACACAUAUAUAUGUAUACUAACAUAUAUACCCCAGAUGACGAAUCCAAGGCCCUAACAUUCACCUCCCCCUCAACAUCCAACCCAACACCCGCGCGUACAACCUGGACGCUCCUCAUCUACCUAACUUCCUGCACAGGCGGCUCAACAACCUUCUACCCGGACGCGACGCGGGCAAAUCCACAUCCAGAACCGAUCUCCGUGGCCCCUGAGACGGGGCUGGCGCUGCUUCAUCGCCAUGGGGAGAGGUGUAUGCUUCACGAGGGGAGUGAGGUGGUUAGUGGGGAGAAGUGGGUUUUGAGGAGUGAUUUGGUUGUGGCGAGGUAG
Molecule: messenger RNA, 888 nt
Organism: Penicillium lagena
Lineage: Eukaryota; Fungi; Ascomycota; Eurotiomycetes; Eurotiales; Aspergillaceae
Exons: 1
Coding region: 1-888 (295 amino acids)
Biological process (GO): peptidyl-proline hydroxylation to 4-hydroxy-L-proline
Cellular component (GO): endoplasmic reticulum
Molecular function (GO): L-ascorbic acid binding; procollagen-proline 4-dioxygenase activity; iron ion binding
Source: RefSeq, a predicted model, not a curated record